Messenger RNA from Ochotona curzoniae (black-lipped pika), 4372 nucleotides. RefSeq names its product ZXD family zinc finger C (gene ZXDC). The record is from RefSeq and is a predicted model, not a curated record. Gene Ontology annotation, biological process: regulation of transcription by RNA polymerase II. The transcript is spliced from 7 exons. Gene Ontology annotation, cellular component: nucleus. Gene Ontology annotation, molecular function: transcription coregulator activity. The coding region runs from base 75 to 2468 and encodes 797 amino acids. NCBI's taxonomy places the organism in Eukaryota, Metazoa, Chordata, Mammalia, Lagomorpha, Ochotonidae.
CGCUCGCUCGUGCGAGGCGGCUGGCUCUCCUUCGGCCGCGCGGCUCGAACGCCACCGCCGCCGCCGGACCCGACAUGGACCUCCCGGUGCUGCUCCCCGCCCCUGCCGCGCGCAGAGGCCAAUAUGGCGGCGGCGAGCCCGGCAAGCUUCGCAGAGGCCCGGGGCCUCCCCUCUGCUCGGGCCCCGCGCGCCGCCGCCUCCUGCUCCUGAGGGGCCCCGAAGAUGGCGGGCCUGGGCCACGGCACGAGGAGGCUCCGGGGCCGAGUCCCCCGCCGGCCGAGGACGGCGGCGACGCCUUCGUGGUGCUGCUGGAGGUGGCGCGCGGCACCGCCACUACCACCGAGGCUCCGGAGCGGCGCGAGGCCGAGCCCGCCCCCCGCUCCGCCGACCGAGCCGAGCAGGGCCCCAGCGGCCCGGCCGCCGCCCCCGCCGCCGCCGCCGCCUCCUCCGGCCCCGGUCCCGCCCUCGCGGGCACCGUCACCAUCAACAACCAGAACCUGCUGGUGCGCUUCGACAACGGGGUCUUCACCCUGGCCCCCGCGCCGCCGCCCGCGCCCGUGCAGUCGCCACGCUGUCAGCCCUCCCCGGCCGGCCCGGCGAUCGUGGUGAACCCAGCCGAGAAUCCUCGCGGGGUCCCGGGCUCUGGCCCCGGCGCGCUGGGCUACCGCUGUCCCGAGCCGCAGUGCGCGCUGGCCUUCGCUAAAAAACACCAGCUCAAAGUGCACCUGCUGACGCACGGAGGCCUCCAGGGCCGGCGGCCCUUUAAGUGCCCACUGGACGGCUGCGGCUGGGCCUUCACCACCUCCUACAAGCUCAAGCGGCACCUACAGUCGCACGACAAGCUGCGGCCGUUCAGCUGCCCGGUGAGCGGCUGCGGCAAGAAGUUCACCACGAUAUACAACCUCAAAGCACACAUGAAAGGCCACGAGCAGGAGAGCUUGUUCAAGUGCGAGGUGUGCUCCGAGCGCUUCCCCACGCACGCCAAGCUCAGCUCCCACCAGCGCAGCCACUUCGAGCCCGAGCGCCCUUACAAGUGUGAUUUUCCCGGCUGCGAGAAGACGUUCAUCACCGUGAGCGCCCUGUUCUCCCAUAACCGAGCUCACUUUCGGGAGCAGGAGCUCUUCUCGUGCUCCUUUCCUGGAUGUAGCAAGCAGUACGACAAAGCCUGUCGGCUGAAAAUCCACCUGCGGAGCCACACAGGUGAGAGGCCUUUUGUGUGUGACUCUGACAGUUGUGGCUGGACAUUCACCAGCAUGUCCAAACUUCUGCGGCACAAAAGGAAACAUGACGAUGACCGCAGGUUCACCUGCCCCGUGGAAGGCUGUGGCAAGUCCUUCACACGAGCGGAGCACUUGAAGGGCCACAGCGUGACCCACCUGGGCACGAAGCCCUUCGCCUGCCCUGUGGAAGGGUGUUGUGCUAGGUUCUCUGCUCGCAGCAGUCUGUACAUUCACUCGAAGAAGCACCUGCAGGACGUGGCUGCUCCGAAAAGCCGCUGCCCCGUCUCCAGCUGCAACCGACUCUUCACCUCCAAGCACAGUUUGAAGGCGCAUGUGGUCAGACAGCACAGCCGGCGCCAAGAUCUCUUACCUCAGCUAGACACUCCAAGUUCUCUUACACCCAGCAGUGAACUCAGCAGCCCGGGCCAGAGUGAGCUCGCUAACCUAGAUCUGGCAGCGCUCUUCUCGGACACUCCCAAUGGUGGUGGUUCAGCAGGUGGGUCAGACGAGGCGCUGCGCUCCGGCAUCCUGACCAUCGAUGUCACCUCUGUGGGCUCGUCUCUGGGAGGGACCGUCCCUGCUAAUAACAGCUCCCUGGGGCCCAUCGAUCCUCUGGUCUUAGUGGCCCACAGUGAUGUUUCUCCAAGUCUCGAUAGUCCUCUUGUCCUUGGGACGGCCGCCACAGUCCUCCCGCCAGGCAGCUUCAGUAUGGAUGACGUGCAGACUGUGAGCACCAGACCACUGGGCUGCUUGGUGGCCCUGCCUGUGAAGAACUUGAGUCAAGACUCCCUGACCCUGACCUCCAGCACUACCUUGGCUGCGCAUAUCACCAGAGCAACCUCUGCAAGCACCUCCCAGGAACAUGGUAGCACCCCAAAACUGGGGGAGCAGGACUCACCACCUGGCUGCACGGUGCUGGGGCCUCAUGGAGGCAGCCCCGGGCCCCCAGCAGAGCGGCCUGGUGCCCAGAAGGAAGCAGAGCUCCGUGCAGGCCCUGGCAGCCUCUGUUUAGAAAGUGGGGGCUCAGCAAGAACUAAUUACCGAGCCAUUCAAAUAGCCAAGGAAACAAAGCAGGAAGGAAUGGAGAGCCAUGCAGGUGAGGCACGUGCUGCAGGGUGGGACACAGGCUGGGCUAGCUGGCUGGGUACAGCCCGAGCUGGAAGCAUGGGGGGCAGGACAGGUGUUUCUCUGUUCUUUGUCUCAUUUUUAUGUCGCAUAUGUCCUUUUCUGCUCCUUAGGUUUAUCUAAACUUCAGGGGGGGAAAUGUAGUCACAGAAUUCCCAGGAAUGUGUGAUAGGAACAUGUCCCGUGCUUGCCACCCCUCCCCCUUGCCCCGAAACCAAAGAAAGCUUUGUGAACAUUUGGGGAUCAAACACAGGUGUCACUUACCUGGAGGGCUGAUAAGGCAUAGAAGCAAAAUGUGCCAGGUGUCAGGAGAGCAGAGCCCAGGACCUGGUACAGAGUGGCCGCUUUGUGCUGACCCUGGAGAUGGGCCUGGCCCACUCUCCCCAGGAGACGUGUUCCUAUGUGUCUUGUGGCCUUGUGGCCCCCAGUCCAGCUUAGGUUGGAAUUGAAAAGUCAACACCAUACUUGAAUUUUCAAAAAACACCUUGUAGACCAAAUAAGAAUAGAGGGGUGGGAGAGGGGUGUGGGCACGGUCCAGUGCUUCCUUUUCAUGUGAACAUGAGCAGGGUGGGGACACAGUGGGUAAAGCAACUGGUGAACCUUUGAUCAGGGCAAUGGUGAAUUCUCACAGUAUAUUCUUUUGUGUGUCUCAUUUGUCUUAUAAUUACUUUAAAUUUACUUUUAAAAUGUCAAAAGGUAUGUGGCAUCAGUGAUGCAAUUUUCUAUCUUAUUUCCUAAUAGUAUUAUGGCUUUAUAUUUAAAAUAAAUAAUAACUUUGCUUUCUGUUGAUGAGUUUCUUAAAGCACAUUUUUCACUAUAACGGCUGAGGGGUAUGUCUGUGUUGACUGUGAUGUAGAAAGGCUGCUUCCAUGGCUCUCAGAGAUGCUAGAAGAAGGCAUGGUGGUGGAAGUUUACAGAAGGGCCCCACACAUUGUGCCUUUGCUGGGCCUGUUAGGUAAUCUUGAACUUGAAAAGAAUCUGUAAGAAUUUGGGUAUAUAAUAUAUGUUAUCUUUAUUGCAUUGAUUGCAUGGGAGAAAUAUCUAGAGGUGAUUUUCUUUCAUUGCCUUUAUUCUUCUUUCAGCAUUAGCUUUAAAAAUAAGGGCCCUUUAAAAAUAUCAUUGCCACAUAAACCGUUACUUCUUGUAAAAUCAACAGUAUUUCCUUAACACAAGUAUCUAGUAAGUAUGUACCUUUUCCCUUGUCUCAAUGAUGAAUAUUUGUAACUGUUGGAAUCUCUUCAGGUAAGAUUCAUGCCCGCUGUGCUGUGUCAGUCUCUUACAGCUGUAGCUUUCUCCUGUUUUUCAGACACUGAGUUGUUUGUUCAUGGUGUUUACUGAUUGUGUCACUGAGGUCAAAUUCCCAGGUCCCUCUGUGUAUGUUUCCUGUACAUUAGCCAUGACAUCCAGUGGCAUGAUCCAGUUGUUCUGGGGCUGGCCACAGCGUGAGCAAGCUGGGGGAGACUCUUGCAGGAGGCCCCUGGUACGGGGGGUCUGUUCUGUGUUAUUGGCAGCCAGUAGGGUUCAUUGACUCAGUGCCUUCUUUGCUUGGAGGUCACAGGAAGAUGGGACUCUAAUUCUAUCAUUCCACUUUCCCCAUCAGCUAGAAUAAUUAGGUAAGCAGUGACUGGCUGUCACUCCUCUGUCCUGAGGUAUGGGUCAUGCAGGAAAAUGACAAUGACCUUGCUAAUGACUUUUCCUUCACGUUUUCUGUGAUAAUGAGUGUUUAGGGAUUUUAACAUCUACAGAUGAGUACACAAAUAGAACUUGUCGGCCAGGUUGCCCAUUUGCGUGGGUACAGGCAGUGGGAAGCUGUGCUUGUUGGGGUGGGGACAUUCCUUGCUCACCUUGGGGUGUCCUUACCUUCCUGGUCUUGGAAUUGACCUCCUCUUCAGUGACCAGCCCACUGGGUGUGCAUACUGAGUCUGGGAAGCCUUCCCCUGUAUUUUGAGCUCAAAAAAUUUUACAUUUUAGAAACAUACUUUGUAUUUCCUAGGUGUGGCCUUGGUACUUCUCAGGAAAUCCAGGAA